Phragmites australis (common reed) is the source of this 1117-nucleotide messenger RNA. RefSeq lists its product as uncharacterized. Gene Ontology annotation, molecular function: SNAP receptor activity. Gene Ontology annotation, cellular component: SNARE complex; endoplasmic reticulum. The transcript is spliced from 8 exons. Bases 265 to 978 code for a protein of 237 amino acids. The record is from RefSeq and is a predicted model, not a curated record. Gene Ontology annotation, biological process: retrograde vesicle-mediated transport, Golgi to endoplasmic reticulum. Lineage: Eukaryota; Viridiplantae; Streptophyta; Magnoliopsida; Poales; Poaceae.
CGGACUUACCUUAUGCCUGUUUAUGUGCAAAUAAAGAUCUCGGUCUCGGCUUCUGCCUCGUGCACGCGUCGCCCGUCACCGUGAGAGAUCGCCGGGGCGAGGCGAGCCUUCGUCUACCGCAGCUCCUCCAUCGACGGCAACAGUUCUUUGUGUUCAGAGGGGAAGAAACAAUUACCGAGGGUGCGGGUGCAGUUUAUCUUCCGAAAAUUUUCGGGGUUCAACUGAGCCCUCAUGCCCCCACGUUGAUUCCGCCACUGCUUCAACAUGAGGCUCAACAAGGUGGAAGUGAACUUGAAAAGGCUGCUUGAGGCGGCUCCUCGGCAGCAGAAUCAGGCUAAGCUUGUCCAUUAUGUAACCACAGCCAGGGAGCUGUUGGAGCAGCUAGGAGCAGAAACUACACCAGAAGGGUUAUCGAGCAUUUCAAAGGCUAAAUUUUCUGAGUAUUCAGAAAAGAUUGAAGCACUGGCUGCAAGACUUGCUGCUUCAGUGCCAGAAAAUGAGAAGUCAAUUGAUGAAAGCAGAGAAGAAGAAAGCACUUAUGAAAAAGAAAAGGUAGAAAGUCCAAUAUCUUUAUCAUCAGGACUGCGAAGGAGAUCAACAGCUAAUGUAGAGGUUGGACCAAGCCGUCAUGAGAGAAAAGGAGAUAUUGGAGCACCUAUCAGAUUGGAUGCAGAAGCUGAGUCUCACAUUGAGAAGCAUAGGAAGCUGCAAGAAGAUUUGACUGAUGAAAUGGUUGAGCUAGCACGCCAACUGAAGGAAAGUAGUCUUAUGAUGAACCAGUCUGUGCAACAGACAGAGAAGAUUCUUGAUUCCACCGAGAGAGCUGUGGAGCAUAGCUUGGCGAGCACGGGGCGGGCAACUUCGCGAGCAGCUGAGGUCUACUCGCUGACUUCCAAGACGACGUGCUUCCAGUGGCUGCUCAUCUUUGUGAUGGCUUGCAUGUUCGUUAUGGUGGUCCUGCUUAUACGGAUCACCUGAGACCACAGCGGUCACUCACAUUCUUGUAAUCACAAUUGUGUUCCGGUUCUACCAUGGACAUAAAUCUCCAGUCCAGGACUGCUAACCUCACGACAAGAUCGAUGAUGGAUAGUACUGAAAACAAGAGAUCUUUCAUGAA